AUGUUGCCUUCUUCCUCUUUGCCCUUCCCUUCCCUUCUCCUUCUUCCACUUCUCUUCCUUCUCUCAGCUCUGUUCCUAUCCCUGUGCCUUAGACGAACUAAGCAUGGCCUGAAACAACCCCCAGGGCCACCGGCCUGGCCGGUGAUCGGCAACCUCCACCAGUUGGGUACUCUCCCGCACCGAUCCCUUCAGUCUCUCGCGAAGCGCUAUGGACCCAUCAUGUCCUUGCGACUCGGACAGGUCCCUGCUGUUGUCGUCUCUUCCCCUGAAGCCGCCGAGCUUUUCCUCAGGACGCACGACGUCGUUUUUGCCAGCCGCCCAAGGACUCAAGCGUCGGAGUUCCUUUCUUAUGGCUCCAAGGGGAUGGUUUUCUCUGAAUAUGGCCCUUACUGGCGCGAUAUGAGGAAGCUCUGUACUCUGCAGCUUGUUAGCUCAUCGAAAUUGGAGACGUUUGCUCCCUUAAGAAGGGAGGAGUUGAGACAGCUGGUGAAGUCGAUUGAGAAAUCGGCGGCGGCGAGUGAGGUGGUGGAUCUGACGGAGAAGGUGGAGCGGCUUGUAGAAGACAUAAUGUAUAAAAUGAUAUUUGGACGCAACAGGGACGAUAGAUUUGAUCUGAAGGAUCUUAUUCAUGAAGCGCUGAACUUGGUUGGAGCCUUCAAUAUUGCAGAUUUCGUUCCUUUCUUGGCGCCAUUUGAUAUCCAGCAAACCAAAUCUGUCCGUUGUCUAGCUGCAUCUCAGAUUUUGAUCCAAGAGCGGUUCAAGGUGAAGUGUUGA
This is a messenger RNA of Neltuma alba, 774 nucleotides long. Its product is annotated as cytochrome P450 CYP736A12-like. NCBI's taxonomy places the organism in Eukaryota, Viridiplantae, Streptophyta, Magnoliopsida, Fabales, Fabaceae. The record is from RefSeq and is a predicted model, not a curated record. The transcript is spliced from 2 exons. Gene Ontology annotation, molecular function: heme binding; monooxygenase activity; iron ion binding. Bases 1 to 774 code for a protein of 257 amino acids.